UUACUACGAAUGUUAAAUAUACAUAUGCAACCAAACAUACACUAAAAGAGUUACACUGUGUUUACUGCAUAACCAUAAAACGUUAUACACCCGAAAAUGGACGGAGAUCAGGAAAAUUCAGUUAUUUAUGGCUUGGAAUUUCAAGCUCGGGUUCUAACACCUCAACUAGCAGAAACUGAAAAAGUAAGGUUUUUCAUGGGAACACAAUCACUGAAACAAGCUAAAAAUCAAGUACACUUAGUGGAAUUUGACGAGGAAAACUCAACCCUACAAAACACAGUGUUCUAUCAUUCUCAAGGGGAAAUAUGGAAACUAAAUGCUAGUCCAUUCCACAAGAAUAUCCUGUCAAGUUGCUACAAUGCAAUAAACAAUGAAAACUUAACAUGCAAGAAAGCUACUUGCUUAUUAAAACUUCCAGAAGUUGAAAAUUCUGAACAAAUUGAAUCUUUGGAGGUCCAAAACACAUUUGAUUUAAGUAGCUAUGAUGAUGACAUUAUAACAAAUGAAUUUCAUCCAAUUGAUGAGAGUAAAUGUGCUACAGUUACUGGCAAUCAGGUUGUUCUGUGGGAUAUCUCAGCACAAGAUUCCAAACAGAUCUUGAAUGUGAACUUGGAGAGCAAAGGCAAUGCAAAGUUCACCAUUGGCAAGUGGAACCCACAUCAAAAUUGCAAUCAGAUUACAACAGCAACAGAAACACAUUUAAAAACGUACGACAUUCGCAGUGGUGGACUGGCAUGGCACAUUGACAAUCUGCAUGCUCAGCUGGUAAGGGACAUAGACUUCAACUCACAUAAACAAUAUCACAUUGCUACAUGUGGGGAUGAUGGGUUUGUUAAAAUAUGGGACUUUCGACAAACGCACCAACCCGUCUAUUCAAGAAGUGAUCAUUCACAUUGGGUUUGGUGCGUACGUUUCAACCCAUUUCAUGACCAAUUGUUAUUGACUGCAAGUUCGGACGCCAGAGUUUUGCUCAGUAGUGCUGCCAGCGUCAGUUCAGAAAAUACAAAUGACCUGGUCGAAUACACUGGUGAAGGAGAGACUAAACAAAUUUUGCAAGAUGGUCAACUGCAAUGGUUUGAACAUGAAGACAGCGUUUAUUGCGCCGAAUGGUCACCAGCUGAACCUUGGGUAUUCGCGUCCCUUUCAUAUGAUGGUCGUCUUCUAAUUUCUAGAGUUAAAAAGUCAAUCAAAUACCAAAUCAUGCUUUAAGUAUUAUACAUGUUUAACAUUCCAAAACACUUAUGAUAAACAAUUAUUAUUUAUGUAA
Messenger RNA from Dalotia coriaria, 1267 nucleotides. Its product is annotated as EARP-interacting protein homolog. Gene Ontology annotation, molecular function: protein binding. The coding region runs from base 97 to 1209 and encodes 370 amino acids. The record is from RefSeq and is a predicted model, not a curated record. Lineage: Eukaryota; Metazoa; Arthropoda; Insecta; Coleoptera; Staphylinidae. The transcript has 6 exons. Gene Ontology annotation, biological process: protein ubiquitination.